Thyridium curvatum is the source of this 699-nucleotide messenger RNA. RefSeq lists its product as uncharacterized. The transcript has 2 exons. The record is from RefSeq and is a predicted model, not a curated record. Bases 1 to 699 code for a protein of 232 amino acids. Lineage: Eukaryota; Fungi; Ascomycota; Sordariomycetes; Thyridiales; Thyridiaceae.
AUGACGACCCCAGCUGCGUGCGAGGCUGGCGGGUCGCAAGCUGCCCCGGUGGCCCCUGGAGUCGAUCCCAAUGCUGUCCCAACGGCCGAGACGCUGAGCGCCGCAUGGGACCUCACUGUCCUCGACCGGGAAGGCAAACAAGUUCCCUUCAAGGACAUUGUGAAUGCCUCACCUCGGGUGCUCGUCAUGUUCAUCCGACAUUGGUUCUGCCCCGCGUGCCAAACCUAUAUGCAAAAGCUUGUUGGUACGGUCACUCCGGAACUCCUCAGUAGCCUGCCCGUCAAGACGUCCAUUGUCGUCAUCGGCAACGGCGGUUACCAGCUGAUCGACCAUUGGAAGCGGGAGGCAAACUGUCCCUUCCCUGUCUACGCAGAUUCGAAUCUCAAGCUGUACGAAGCGUUCCAGCUGCCGCGUAGCAUGGGUUCCAAAGGGUCUGACUACUAUAACGGGAACGUCCUCCAGGGCUUCCUCAAGGCCAUGUCGCAGGUCAUCUGGAUGCCGCACAAGGUCCACAAGGCCGGCGAUCCGAGCCAGAACGGCGGUGAGCUGCUAUUCGAACCUGCAGCAGCAGGCAAGAACGGUAUGAAGGAGGUGACGUGGUGCCAUCGAAUGCAGCAUGCGGCAGACCACGCCAAGUUUGAGGAUGUCUUUAAGAGGUUGGGUAUUGAGAACAUCUCAAGGGUUGCAGGACCAGCAUGA